Messenger RNA from Mycosarcoma maydis (corn smut), 456 nucleotides. RefSeq names its product putative glyoxylase I. NCBI's taxonomy places the organism in Eukaryota, Fungi, Basidiomycota, Ustilaginomycetes, Ustilaginales. The record is from RefSeq and is a predicted model, not a curated record. Gene Ontology annotation, molecular function: lactoylglutathione lyase activity; metal ion binding. The coding region runs from base 1 to 456 and encodes 151 amino acids. The transcript is spliced from 4 exons.
AUGCCAGCUACCGCAGAGACUGCCAGCUACCGACUCAACCAUGUCAUGCUUCGAGUCAAGGACCCGAAAAUCUCGCUCGACUUUUACGAAAACGUACUCGGCAUGGACCUGAUUGACAAGCACGACGGUGGCGACUUUACGCUCUACUUCCUCGCGUAUCAACACCAGAAGGGCAUCACUCAACGAGGUGAGCGCGAAGCCAUUCUCGAACUCACGCACAACCACGGUACCGAAAACGACGCCGACUUCAGCUACCAUAAUGGAAACCAGGAACCCAAGGGUUUCGGCCACCUGUGCGUCGCCGUCGACGACAUCCAUAAGGCGUGCGAUAGGUUUGAAAAGCUCGGCGUCAAGUUUCAGAAGAAAUUGACGGAUGGUAAGAUGAAAAACAUUGCAUUCAUCUUGGAUCCUGAUAACUACUGGAUCGAAAUCAUCUCCACUUCCAAGCCCCAGUAA